This is a messenger RNA of Thunnus maccoyii (southern bluefin tuna), 1278 nucleotides long. It is a transcript of the gene endouc, whose product is annotated as endonuclease, polyU-specific C. The record is from RefSeq and is a predicted model, not a curated record. The coding region runs from base 35 to 1036 and encodes 333 amino acids. NCBI's taxonomy places the organism in Eukaryota, Metazoa, Chordata, Actinopteri, Scombriformes, Scombridae. The transcript has 8 exons. Gene Ontology annotation, molecular function: RNA endonuclease activity.
UUCAUGGAUUUAAGUGAAACGUGAGUUUACAUUUAUGCAUGUGAGUAGUUUGCUGUUGUGUGAGCUGCAGGAGUGGAAGCUUAUAAGAAGUACGAUGGCUUCAAGGUUCUGUGGAGUCCUCGUCCUGCUUGCAGUGUUCCUCAGUGGACUGAAUGCCUCAAGACCCGCUGUAAACCAGGAACUGUCCAAUAUUUUCAAUGAGCUGUGGAGGCUGGAUGUGAACCGCAUGAAGCCUGGGAUAGAUUACACACUCUCUGUUCAGGGUAGAGCUGGUUAUGUGAGCCAGGGCAGUAAUGUAGCUCGGGAUCACGCAUCACAGCCUCUCUUCUCUAAUGUUAAUGAGAACAAACUGAAGACCACCACCACCAUCUCCCGCUUCAUGAAACUCCUGGACAACUAUGAGCGAUCCACAGGCGUGACGGAGCGAGUCACAACAGAGGAGCUGCUGGAGAUUAGUCUCUUCCUGGAUGCUGUCUUACAGACAGAAGUCAUGAAGCGAGCUCACAGGUACCUGGUGAGCAAAGGACAGUCGAGCUCCAACUUGCGGCAGUUUAAGAAUCAGUUGCAGUUGAUCUGGUUCAAUCUCUACCACAGACAGAGAAACACCGGCCUGGACUCAAGUGGAUUUGAGCACGUCUUUGUUGGAGAGACGAAAUCUGGAACAGAAAUUGUUGGUUUUCACAACUGGAUCCAGUUCUACCUGCAAGAAAAAAACCGCCAUUUGGACUACAAAGGAUACAAGGCCAGAGACCACGACUUACCAGAUCAAGACGACCAUGUUCUGAACCUCCAGUUCAGUUGGCACAGUGUGGUGAAGCCCGUCGGCAGCGCCUUCAUCGGCACCAGCCCUGAGUUCGAGAUGGCCCUCUUCACCAUCGUCUUCCUCAUAAACACCGAGAGAAGCACCACAGUGCUGGUCAACAUCGACCAGUGUCAGAUGGAGCUGGUGGUCAUCCGACACGGACGCUCCCUCGGGACAGCGUACCCCAGACUGAUGAGCAGCAACAGCCGACACAUUAGACAGAACUCACAGUGAUGAGGAGGAUCUCAUCUUCACUUUUCAUACAGUUACUGUAUAUUCAUAUCCUCAUUAUGUUCAUACACAAGAAUAAUGAGCUACUAGUGGACAGGCAUAGUAUAUAUACCUGCAUUUUUUAUUAAGGCCAUUGUAAACUCUAUUACUGUGAUAAAUAAAUCAUUCUAUAAAGAAACUGAUGAAGUUUUAAUAUUUGAUGUUUUUAUGCAAUGUCCUCAGCUAAUAAAAUGAUUUCCAUUUAA